Coregonus clupeaformis (lake whitefish) is the source of this 2355-nucleotide messenger RNA. It is a transcript of the gene dus1l, whose product is annotated as dihydrouridine synthase 1-like (S. cerevisiae). The record is from RefSeq and is a predicted model, not a curated record. Lineage: Eukaryota; Metazoa; Chordata; Actinopteri; Salmoniformes; Salmonidae. Bases 102 to 1613 code for a protein of 503 amino acids. The transcript is spliced from 14 exons. Gene Ontology annotation, molecular function: tRNA dihydrouridine synthase activity.
UGACUGUUACACUGGUUUGGCACCUGAACCACUGUUGAGAACAGCCUGGAGUAAAUUUUUCAACGUGUUUCUCAUACAGGUCAGGCUGUGAGGCUGCAGUGAUGGCUGUGAAGCUGCAAGGCUUUGAGUUCUGGAAGACCACGCUGAGGGGAGCGCGUUACGUCGUUGCACCCAUGGUGGACCAGAGCGAACUGGCCUGGCGUCUACUGAGCCGUCGCCACGGCGCUGAGCUGUGCUACACGCCCAUGCUGCAUGCGCAGGUGUUCAUACGUGACGCCAACUACAGGAGAGAUAACCUGUACAGCGAAGUCUGCCCCGAAGACAGGCCGCUUAUUACACAGUUCUGUGCCAACGACCCAGAGGUGUUUGUCCAGGCAUGUCUACUGGUUCAGGACUACUGUGAUGCCAUUGACCUCAACCUGGGAUGCCCACAGAUGAUCGCAAAGAGAGGGCACUACGGAGUCUUUCUACAGGAUGAGUGGGACCUGCUGGAGAAGAUGGUGAAGCUAGCCAAUGAGAAGAUCUCUGUUCCCAUCACCUGUAAGAUCCGUGUGUUUAACAAGAUGGAGAAGACUGUUCAGUACGCUCAGAUGCUGGAGAAGGCAGGCUGCCAGCUGCUGACUGUUCACGGUCGGACCAAGGACCAGAAAGGACCCGCGACAGGCAUCGCUAGCUGGGAACACAUCAAGGCUGUACGGAACGCUGUUAACAUCCCUGUGUUCGCUAACGGUAACAUCCAACACUUGAGUGAUGUGGAGCAGUGUAUAGAGGAGACUGGAGUACAGGGGGUGAUGAGUGCAGAGGGGAACCUCCAUAACCCAGCUCUGUUUGAGGGUCGUAGCCCUCCUGUAUGGGAGAUGGCUGAGGAGUAUCUCGAGGUGGUCAACCAAUACCCUCCCUGUACCCUGUCCUAUGUCAGAGCACACCUCUUCAAGCUCUGGCACCACACACUGCAGAUCCACAAGGACCUGAGAGAGGAGCUGGCUAAGGUGAAGAACCUGCAGGGGCUGACAGAGAUCAGCAGACAACUCAGACUACGCUGCCAGGAGGAAAUAACCAAUGGAGGAGAGGAGGCGGGGCAGGGGGUUGGGCUGCCGUUCCCUCAUUGGAUCUGCCAGCCGUACGUCAGACCAGUGCCGAAGGAUCCGGUUGCUAACGGUAACGGUACGGGGUGUGGCGGUGUGGAGGUGAAGGCAGUGUGUCACAAGAGGGCGUUAUCACAAGAGGACUCGGACGGUGCGAGCGAUGCCCUCUCCAAAAACAAACAGAAGAAGAAAGCCAGAAACCCCCACAAGAACUUCUGUCCCGAGCAGAAACUAAAGUACAUCAAAUGUGAGCAGUGUGGAAAUCCAAAGGGUAAUAAGUGUGUAUUCAACCUGUGUCGAGGCUGCUGUAAGAAGAAGGCCUACAAGGAGGUGGCAGACUGUCCAAGUCACGGGCUGAGGUUCAAGACUAAGGCAGAGAAACAGAAGGCAGAAGAGGAGGAGGAGGAGGGGAACAGAGGGAUAGAGGAAGGAAAGAGUGGAGGAUUAGAGGAGGAAGAGAUCGGGACCCCCAGCACCCCCACAGACCCCCAACAGACCCCCACAGAGGACAGACAGACUGUGGCCUGAGACAUGGACAGACAGGGACAUAGACAUCCAUUCAUACAUAGAGCAGUACACACCCAGCUGGAUGUGAGAAACUUUAUCCAUCAGCAGGAUACAGAGACACUAGAACAUGCACAUAUUGAAAGGCACACACAUGUUCAUCAAUACUCUCUCACCAUUGUCCUCCAUUGCUGAUGUGCUGGACUGGCUGACUGGUUUUAUUGGGGUUUCACCACUACACCCUCCUACCUGACUGACUGGGGGAGUCUUCCUGGACUAGCUCCACUGGGACUGAUGUAAUGGAUGGACUCAUUUCUCUCUUGGUUUUUUGCAUAACAAGUUAGCUUUGAAGUCAAUUGGAGAUCCUGAUUUACUGACAGGAGGGAAAGAUUGAAGUCAAUGGGAGAUUCACCGAAAAAAGUUCAGUUACAUGUGGAGCUUUCUAGUUGGUAUACAGGAAGGAGGAAAAGCUCUUGUUGUAACAGUACUAUCCAGUACAGCGCAAUCUUUAUUUGUCUUUCGUUGUGGUUAAUAAUGGGACUCUUUCCUGGUGAUCUUUGUCAUGUUUUUUCCCCCCGAACUAGAAUGUUUUAUCAACAGACUGUUAGAAAAGGGACUCUCUUUGUCUAACAGAAGUCAUGUCAAUUUUUUUUUUUUUUAUAUCAUUUUUCAUCAAGCUCCUAGUCUUGUUCUCAGUUGGUAGAGCAUGGCGCUUGCAACGCCAGGGUCGAUUCCCAAGGGGGGCCAUUAUGAAGAAGAAAAAAAA